AUGAUGAAGCAUGAUAAUAUAAGUUUGCGUCUGAGGAGCAGUGUUGUUAAGACAGAUGUACCGAUUAUUAAUACGCUGCAUUGUGAUAUCAACACUCCAUUACAGAGAAGGUUGCAAACGCUAGCAUGUGCCUGGCACAUCACUUCAAUGGGGAUGUUUUCCGUUUUAUUUCUGUUACUCAUUGCUUUCCCAAGGUUUUGGAUUGUAAUUAUUCCAUAUAUGGUGUACUACAUGUUCGACAGAUCACCUGCUGAUGGUAAUGUUGUUAAGAGGUAUUCUCCAUUUUUCAGGAGUUUGUUGCUUUGGAAAUACUAUUGUAAUUAUUUCCCAAUUUCUUUGCAUAAGACGGUCGAUUUGGAGCCUACCUUCAAUGAGAAUGGUGAAAGGGUAGGACCAAAAUAUAUAUUUGGUUAUCAUCCUCACGGAAUUGGUGCUUUAGGUGCAUUCGGUGCUUUUGCUACUGAAGGUUGUAACUACUCAAGCUUAUUCCCAGGGAUCCCUAUAUCGUUGAUGACAUUGGUGACCCAAUUCCACAUCCCAAUUUAUAGAGACUACCUAAUGGCCCUGGGGAUCACAUCUGUAUCAAGGAAAAAUGCAUUGAAAGUGCUGGGAAAUGACCAAUCAAUUUGUAUAGUAAUUGGAGGGGCGAUGGAGUCACUGCUGUGCCAGGUUAAUAAAGUUGAUUUGGUAAUUAAGAAGAGGAAAGGUUUUGUCAAAUUGGCAAUAACUUCAGGAAAUACUCAUUUGGUUCCAGUAUUCAGUUUUGGAGAAACAAAUUCAUACAAAAUAAUACAAACAAAAGAUGGCUCAUUCUUAAGAAAUAUACAACUGUGGAUAAAAGAAACGUUCAGUUUUACAAUCCCUUUCUUCUAUGCAAGAGGUGUUUUUAAUUAUGACUUUGGUUUACUACCGUUUAGAACACCAAUGAAUAUUGUAGUUGGGAAACCAAUUAUAAUUAAAGAAUUCACAACUGACCCCUCAAAUGAAAUGGUUGAUUAUUAUCACGACUUAUACGUCGAAGAACUGAAAAAAAUAUAUUACGACAACAAGGAUAAAUAUGGCUUCAAAAAUGUAGAGUUGAAUCUUGCUGAUUAA
Molecule: messenger RNA, 1095 nt
Organism: Tetrapisispora phaffii CBS 4417
Lineage: Eukaryota; Fungi; Ascomycota; Saccharomycetes; Saccharomycetales; Saccharomycetaceae
Gene: DGA1
Product: diacylglycerol O-acyltransferase
Exons: 1
Coding region: 1-1095 (364 amino acids)
Biological process (GO): triglyceride biosynthetic process
Cellular component (GO): endoplasmic reticulum membrane
Molecular function (GO): diacylglycerol O-acyltransferase activity
Source: RefSeq, a predicted model, not a curated record